AGUGAAAGGAACUCCUGGAUUAAAAGAAAAAGUUAAUAAACAAAUGGAUAUAUGUGAACUAUAUUAUAAUUUGUGAAUUUUGUAUUUAAGCAUUUAAUAAAAAGUGAAUUAUAGAUAAACGGAAUUUAUAUAGGUUAUUCAAACAUAACAUAGAACAAAUUGUGCGACAAAAACGGAAAUAUAUAAAACGAACAACUGAAUAAUAGUUUCGCAAUAAUAUUGCUUAAACUUGCAAACAAUAAAUCAAAUUUGUCAGCAAAUAGAAACUUGAUGGGGAAAGCAACGUUUACUAACACUGGCGCGAAAAGAACCACUUUUGGAUUUAUUCGAGUUCGAGCGCAAACCACCCGAACCUGAGCAUACGAACCAAGGAAACCAAACCAUAGCCGCAACAGGUCCUUCCUCCGAGCCCCUGCGCGAUCCCGCAGCCACCCUGUCGAUCAGACCCGAGGACAGCCCUGUGCCCACAACGACAUCAAACAGGGUCCUCAUCAGCACAUGCGCAGACGAAUCAAUGUUGUUACUACAGCAACAGCCCACAUAUUCCGGCGGUACCACAGUGUCGUGCGACGUCUACCCCCCGAACCCUCUUAGUCCGCCAUCCAUCACCGCAACGAUUGCAGGCGCCGACGUCGGCGGCAUCUUCACUGGAAGUAGCUUCAGCAUGGCACUACAGGACCUGCAGGUGGGAGGCUCUUUUGCCGACGAGGACGCAUUCCGUUCAUUCGCCGCCGACUUCUCCGCGCAGGACGUCUGCACCGGAAGUGGUUCCGUCUUCCAGGGCGGACACGGCUUUACGGAGCCUCUCAACUACGAAGGCACGUUCAUGGUGGAGAAGGACGUCGGCAAAAUCGCCGGCUUUUUCUCUGAUUCGUCGGCGUACCUGCCGACGACGUCUCAGUCUUCGAGUUCUCAAAAAUACAUGGACACGUCGUCGUAUGACCUGGGGUUCCGCAGCUUCACUUCCGGCAGCGACACCGCCUACUAUUCCAGUCAGCCCUUCAUUGAGCCUCAGCUACAUCCCCAUCAUCAUCAUCACCACCACCACCAACAGCAGCAACAGCAGCAACAACAACAGCAGCAGCAACAACAGUCCGACAAACUUUUUCAUCACAGGGAAGGAAUGCCAUCACCUCCAUACACACAGACUUCAGACGAUGUCCCCUCGACCGUCUACUCCCCACUCCCACACUCCAUUCACCACAUUCAGACCUAUGGCGACCCGAGCAUCGACAGCAAACUCGGCAUCUAUCUCCCAUCCCACCACAUCCCUCAGACGCACACCAUCACCCGACCAUCGAUGUCCAUGGACGACCAGCCGCCGAUGAUGAGGCGCGGCGCGGACGGUCGGCAGCAAGGGGGACGCUACUCAGGCUACGCUUCUUACAGUCAGGGAUACUUCGGCCCGCCGGGAUCUGAGAGGCAGGGUCUUCAGAGUAUGGACACGAGCUAUUCGGCGCUUAUUGGGCGGCCCGGUCACAUGUUCCAGCCCGAAAUGCCUGGCGUGCACCACCCGCGAGCGUUCGGGCGGCGGCCGUCUCUCACCAUCCCUAUGCCGUCACACACACAAGAAGGCAUGGAGCAGCUCCACAAGUACACAAUUCACUCGCCCAAGACCCCAACCACGCCAAGUUCCACUCGCUCUUCCCCUGGGAGGGAGGGGCUACAGAAGGAGAGUCUGCUGUGCGCCGUCUGCGGAGAUAACGCCGCCUGUCAACACUACGGCGUGAGGACGUGCGAGGGAUGCAAGGGAUUCUUUAAGAGAACGGUUCAGAAGGGAGCUAAAUAUGUUUGCCUAGCGGAGAAGAAUUGUCCGGUAGAUAAACGCAGACGAAAUAGAUGCCAGUUUUGCCGAUUUCAAAAGUGUUUGGCUGUAGGAAUGGUUAAAGAAGUCGUCCGAACGGACAGUCUCAAGGGACGCCGUGGCCGCCUUCCCUCCAAGCCUAAGAGCCCCCAGGAGGCGCCUCCAUCGCCGCCUGUAAGCCUCAUCACCGCCCUGGUGCGCGCGCACGUGGACACGUGUCCGGAUAUCCCCUCACAUGACUACAGCAAGUUUAAAGUGCCUACCGCGGAGGAUAGCCCCACGAAUGAAUCCGAAAGGAUCCGAGUAUUCUACGAUCUCUUACUGCAAUCGAUCGACGUUCUCAAGACCUGGGCCGACAAGAUUCCGGGUUUCUCCGAGCUUUGCCGAGAAGAUCAGGACCUUUUAUUCCACACAGCCACCAUGGAAUUGUUUAUUCUCCGAUUGGCGUACAGGAUUCAUUGCAACGACGACAACAUCGUGUUUGACAACGGUGUAGUAUUACACAGACAGCAAUGCUACGAAAUGUUUGGCGACUGGAUCGAUUCAAUCGUGGAGUUUGGAGUUUCCCUGCAUCGAAUGAACAUCGACAUCUCAUCUCUUGCCUGCAUGGCGGCACUCGCUAUGAUCACUCUACGUCACGGGCUCAGAGACGUGAAGAAAAUGGAAGAGCUCCAAAUGAAAGUCAUCGAGAGCCUACGCGACCACUGCACGUACAACUCGGAAGCGCAAAAGAAAGCAAACUUCUUUUCUCUAAUACUCGGGAAAAUCGCUGACCUUAGGGUGUUGAGUCGUCAGGGAUUGGCUCGUCUGACGUUCUUCAAACUGGAAGGACUCUUCCCCACGCCUCCCGUCAUAGAGAACAUAUUCCAUUCCAGUCAGCUUCCUUUUUGACCCGCCUUUCCGGCGAAUCCCAUCACAGAUUGUAUCAGGAUUAUAUAUAUAUAUAUAUAUAUAUUCUCAUCGUGCCGUAUCGUUGCCAGGUUCUACAAAGUUCUCGUCUCGCAUUCCCUACAUACAUUUGUGUACAUUCCCCAUCCCCAUCAAGUGUUGUGACGUCAUUUCCUCAAGAAGACUUCUGAACAUAUCCAUCGUUUUAUUUACAUUCGGUCGGUGUUACCCAGCGACGUCUAAAUGAUGAUUUGCAGGUUCUAUUUUAACAUUUUAUUUUAUUUGGUUACGUCAUCGUGUGUUCUCGCGUUCACUGGUUACGUCAUCGUGUGUUCUAGGGGAGAAAAAAUAACCAAGCGUGGUGAAGCAGAUAAAUGUUGACAUGAUUUUUUUAUUGUGCGAUUUGAAAUCAGAAAUGGACACGUCGUUUCAUCUAUUAACUCAAAGACAAGUGCUCGCUUUGUUUUGUUUCAAACUGUUUUGGUGUGAUUUUUUAAUGUAUAGGUCCGACGUGACGAAAGUAGUACUUUAACUUGUGCGCAUGUUCACUUUAUUCCGCCUCUAGUCAGACUGUAUACCCGGUGCGAAGUGACGCUUUUGGUUGUCUUUUUCAUUUUCCGUUUUUGUUGACGGUAUUUUAAUGACGCUAACAAGCGUCGUGUUUUUGUUUUCGUUUUUAUAGACAGUAUUGUUGUUAUUUAUUUUCUAGUCAAAAGCGUCGAGUGCUAUCGCAGAGUAAGUUGUCGUAAAAUUGAGAUUUUUCCUAUGUAUUCAUAUAUGUAAAAUAUAUUAUGGUAUUUAUUAUUUUAUUGCUGAGCUUUCUUUAUAUUUUGUGCUACGUGCAUUGACAAUUUGUUUUCAUGUAGCUUCUAAACGCUUCAAAUUUGCGCCCUAUCUUUCAUCACUUAACUUACUGCGCCCUUCCUUUAAUCACUUAACUUAAUGCGACCUUCCUUUAAUCACUUAACUUAAUGCGCCCUUUAAUCCUUUAAUCACUUUUAAUCAAUACUUAGCGACUAGACUGUCGUAUGUUUUUAAAGUGUUUUACAAGCAGACAAGUGUUAUGUACCGUAACGCGUCAUAAUUAUACGAUACAUAUUAUUCUCGAUGAAGUUAAUACAUAAAACAAACAGACAUAGCUAUGGGACUUUGGGUUUACCUUCCUGUUAUUAAUCAGAUUUAUUUUCAUAAUUCGCAAAUGAUAAAUAUGUCGAAAACAAAUAAAAGUGUAAUUUAUGGGCAUCUGAUGUUCAGCGUUCCAUAAUAAAUCAGAUUUAUAUUAAUUUAACAUUCCUAGAGUGUUGAUAUUAUUAUAUAUUAUAUAUCACGUAAACAUAUGUUUACUUGUUCCGCAUUGUGCUAUUUAAAAUCUGUUAUAUCUGGCUUUAUUGUGUCCUAAUAAUUUAUUUGCAAAAAUCAUCGUCUCAUGUUUUAUUUAUUUUUGUUAGUCAUGUUUUUAUUACUAAAAAUAGUGCUUCUUUUUGAUAUUGUGCACGUGAUUUACUCAGAAAUCGAAUAUUAUCAUAAUACAUUUUGUCAUUUGUUUCAUUACCUUUCAUCUGAUAUUAUAGUGAUUUUUUGCUGAAAAUUUAUUUUUUAGACAUAUUUUUUAAUUUUACCAUUUUCAUUUGAUAGAACACAACGAAAAUAUUGAGACUAAAGAAAGGCAUUUUUUAAGGUCAUGUUGAUAAAUGAAUAUUACAGUUAUUUAAAUAAUCAAAUAAAUAUACUGCAUUAAAUCUUUGAAAAAACGGUUUAAACUAAAAUAUAGCAACUUAAUUCGAGAAAUAUGAUUCCGCUGUUAUCUUUUGAGCUGGUUACAUGUUCCCGUAUUAAUCACAGCCAUUUAAUUUGUGAUUUAAAUUUCAAAGUUUAUAAACUGCGUCGAAGAGUUCAAGAAAUACUUCGUUUCAAAAGUUGCUACUUUUCUAUAAGCAUAUUCCACUUUUGGCAACGUUUCAUAGAACAUUCGUUGUCAGUUUUUAUCUGUCUAUUUUUCGAUUUCAUUCAAGCUAAAUGUAUUUUGUAGCAUUACUAACUGAGACAACAUUUAAACGAGAUUUAAAUUUUCGCUUCCAGUGGAGUUUUUUUUUAAACUGCGAAUGUAAUAUUAUAUACUUAUUAUUCAUUAAUAUAACGGAUUUGGUUAAACUUGUUGCUUUAAAUACACAUACAUUUAUAUGUUUUCGGACUCUUCAAAACACUAUAAUAUCACUCACAUUUUUCCCUCCAUGUUUAUUGCAUACAACUGACGACGCGUAUAUUUAGCCUAAGUCGUUCGCUUUAUUUUAUAACCAAGGAUUUAUAGGGACCGGCGGCAAACACUGUGCUUGGUUGACAUUGUAGAUUGAACACGGACACUUUGCGUCUUACUAAAUUAUUUGAAAAUAACAAUAUAUUAUACAUAAUUAAUAAAUAAUGUACAUGCUUAAUAUACAAUAAUUUUAUACAAGGCUAGAUAAACUUAAAAAAGGCUUUCUCUUUACUUCGAAGUUAUUACAUUUAUCGAGAGCCUUUCUGGAUUGACGUCCACACAAAAAUCUCGAGAUACUGUCGGUGAAGUCGCUGCAAGUCCCACCAAGCAUGAAUGUAGUUGUCGCUGUCACUUAUGUAGCCAAAGAAGCACUAAAACCGAAAAUACGUGUAAGUCGCACUGUGGAAAUACCCGGUAUAAUGCAUGUGAUUUUGGUCAAGCGUCGUCCCAGAUUAGCCAGUGCAGUCCGCACUGUCUUAUUAGGGAUGACACUUUCCGCUGUUAUGUAAUGUUUCGUUCUAAUAAAAUCUCUUCUUCGCGAAAAUCCCGUCUAGGCAGAACGUGUCGUCGGACGACAUUUUACGCACAUGCAUUAAGCCCGGUUUUCCCAGAGCGAGGCUCAAAUGUUUACGGAUUUCAUCUUGAGUCAGCCAUUUUUGUUAUCUUUAUGCACUCUUGGACAUUUUAAGCGGUGAUAUUUUCUCAUUUCUUCGUUUUGAAAAUCUUCUGGUAAACGAUAAUUAGUUCUUGCAGUCAUGUACAAAUAUUUAUUGCAAUAAUUAAUUUUAAUGUUUACACCGGAUGUAUUUUUAAUAUAUUUGAUAUGCGAACAUCUUGUAGCGUUGAUAGAUGUGGAUAUGAUUAUUUUAAAUUUAAAAUUAGAAUUAUUUUAAUUAAUUUAAUGCUUACAUCAAUUUACGAUGAUUGCAAUGAUAUGUUCAUCAUUUUAAGUAUAAAUGGUGAAUUACAUCCGUACCUUAAUCAUUUCAGUUUCUUGAUAAAUUGCAUUCAGUUACGUGUCAAUCAAAUGUGUAAAAUUUUGUAAGACAUUGUCAUUUUUGUUGAAGGGGAGAUUACAUAUUCAUCGACAUAACGCUGUCACAGAAUUGAUAUUUAUUUUUAUCAGACCAUUGUUGUUUUUUUUCACAAUUUAUUAUUUUGUCCUAACCAUGUGCAUAGUGUAAAGUUCAAACGUUGAAUAAAAAUAGACUUAUA
This is a messenger RNA of Dreissena polymorpha, 6161 nucleotides long. Its product is annotated as nuclear receptor subfamily 4 group A member 2-like. The transcript is spliced from 11 exons. The record is from RefSeq and is a predicted model, not a curated record. Lineage: Eukaryota; Metazoa; Mollusca; Bivalvia; Myida; Dreissenidae. The coding region runs from base 515 to 2695 and encodes 726 amino acids. Gene Ontology annotation, cellular component: nucleus; transcription regulator complex. Gene Ontology annotation, biological process: regulation of transcription by RNA polymerase II; cellular response to corticotropin-releasing hormone stimulus. Gene Ontology annotation, molecular function: nuclear receptor activity; zinc ion binding; RNA polymerase II cis-regulatory region sequence-specific DNA binding.